This is a messenger RNA of Coregonus clupeaformis (lake whitefish), 1482 nucleotides long. RefSeq names its product claudin 23.1 (gene cldn23.1). The record is from RefSeq and is a predicted model, not a curated record. Gene Ontology annotation, molecular function: structural molecule activity. Lineage: Eukaryota; Metazoa; Chordata; Actinopteri; Salmoniformes; Salmonidae. The coding region runs from base 110 to 910 and encodes 266 amino acids. Gene Ontology annotation, cellular component: bicellular tight junction; plasma membrane. The transcript is spliced from 2 exons. Gene Ontology annotation, biological process: bicellular tight junction assembly; cell adhesion.
GUCUGACAAGUUUUUAAGACAACACUCCAGACUGUCGACUUCAGUUUACUUAGACUAGGCUAGUGCUGCUGUAUCACCUGAACAGGUUAGUAACAGCAGUCCAGCAGCUAUGCCGAGCCAAACUGAGCAGUGGAUCCGCACUUCGUUGCGCACCCCGGGCAUUUUUAUCUUCGGAAUGGUCCUUGCCCCUUGCGGCUGGAUCCUAAACCUCACAGCGACAGUCUCUCCCAACUGGAGAACCAUCCACACUAUCCCCUCAAACCCGCCUGAUACGUUCCUUCAGCAAGGCAUCUGGGACAUAUGCCUGGCGUCCGACUCAUCCCGAGUGGUCCUCUGUAACCAAAAUGACAUAACCUACUUCAACAACCAGAUUAUAGUGGUCGCCCAGGGCUUGAUGGUAGCGUCUCUGAUACUGACUCUGAUCGGGCUGGCCACGGCAACCCCCGGGGUAAGGUGCUGGACAGACCACCCGAACUGGACAGUAGCCGGGCUGGGGGGAAUACUCAUCUUUCUGUCGGGAGUCAUGACGAUCAUCCCUAUUGCAUGGUACACUCACAUCCUCAAAAGCAUCGCAGCAUCCAGCACCGACAUUCGCGUCGGCUACUGUAUUAUUUUGGGAUACAUCGGGGGCAUCUUCGAGCUACUGGGCGGCUUGGUCAUGUGCAUCGGGAUGUGUCGUUGCUGUGGCGGUAAGAACCGCGGAGAGACGCGAAUCUCGGAGACCACCGCACACUUCAGAAACACCAAACCCCCACGGCGCCGCAUCGAGGUGCCUAGCAUCGCCCGAACCCUGAGCAGCGCUAGCAGCGUCCCCUACUCUAAAGACUCCAUGGAAGACGAGGCGGACUUUCCCCGGGCAAAGAGCACCUCGUACGGAGGAAGACGACCUGCUUAUGACGCUGAUCUGUGAGGACAUUAUGGUGAAGAGGGUCAGUUGCCAUUGAUAGAAGUUGUGACAUGUACUGUACAGUGCUAUAGAAGAUAUAUCUACCAAAUGAAGGACAUUUACCUCUACAUGUAGGCAUGUUGUUUUAACCAUAAAACACAUUUUAACUACACCUAAUCUUGUUGUUUGGGUGAAUAUGAUAGAACUAAAAAGUAUUUCACACUUUUAGGAAUAUGCCUAUGAUGUGGCCUAUGGCAUUUUUGUAUUUGAAGAUGUUUGGUAGUCAUUUGUAAAUGGUUACUAUGUCAGCUCCAUAGAACAUGGAAUAUAUAUAUAUAUAUAUAUAUAUAUAUAUAUAUAUACACACUUAAAUAUUGGAUGGGUCAGGAUCUGUGAGCUCAAAUCAUUGUGGACUUAACUGUCUAAAUACACUUUACAUUCUAUUCCAGGAGGAUAGACUGUUAGGCCUACAUGUUGUGAUCCUACUGUAAAUUAGUUUAAUAAGGGCUGCUAGGCCUACAAGUUAUCCUACAUGUUAGGCCUACAUGUUGUGAUCCUACUGUAAAUUAGUUUAAUAAGGGCUGCUAGGCCUACAA